Molecule: messenger RNA, 4885 nt
Organism: Micropterus dolomieu (smallmouth bass)
Lineage: Eukaryota; Metazoa; Chordata; Actinopteri; Centrarchiformes; Centrarchidae
Gene: vps39
Product: VPS39 subunit of HOPS complex
Exons: 24
Coding region: 536-3166 (876 amino acids)
Biological process (GO): autophagy; endosomal vesicle fusion; intracellular protein transport
Cellular component (GO): membrane; cytoplasm
Molecular function (GO): protein binding
Source: RefSeq, a predicted model, not a curated record
CUGUCAAACCACAUUCUCUCGCGCAGCCGUCGUCAACACAGCUGAGGAAGUAUCAAGAAGCUAACCUGGCUAACGAAAACUAACCGCUACGGCCAAUGCAGCGGUUACUGUUUGUAUUAAGUUAACUGAAGGUUGUGUUUGUCUUUUACCGACAAAGUGAUUGACUGCCUUUGUUCAAGUUUCAGCCAGCAUGGAGUGAGAGGGAACAAUGUUUGGGAGCAGAAGUCGUUGCUUGCUAACUUCUAAGCUAGCAGGCUAACAACCAGCUGUUGUUUUGGUCGGAAAGCUAGGUGGCUAACAAGCCAAACUGCAUAGCAUUAAAAAAGUGUGCGAUACCAGGCGUACCAGACAAGAUUUCCUCAUUGCCUGUCGAAACACGGAACUGCUCAGUCGGUUAAUGGCGAUACAUAAAGGCGUACCAUCCUGACAGAUUUAUCAGCGGUCAGUCGGUCAGCUGUUGCCCAGCAGGCGUCAACUCCGUGUGGGAUUGAUCCAUCAGUGCCGUCUGUAAUUGAAUCAGCAAUAUUACUUCAAGAUGCAUGACGCAUAUGAAUCAGUGCCUAUUUUGGAAAAGCUUCCCCUUCAAAUUGACUGUCUUGCUGCCUGGGAGGACUGGCUACUUGUGGGAACAAAGCCAGGACAUCUUCUUCUCUACCGAAUAAAGAAGGAUGCAGGCACCAACCGGUUUGAGGUAACACUGGAAAAAUCCAAUAAGAACUUCUCCAAGAAGAUUCAGCAGCUCUACGUUGUCUCACAGUACAAAAUACUUGUCAGUCUUCUUGAAAACAACAUCCACGUCCAUGACCUCCUGACCUUCCAGCAGAUCACUGUGUUGUCCAAAGCCAAAGGAGCCACGCUCUUCGCCUGUGACUUGCAGCUAACCAGCUCUGGAGAGGAAAGGUUGAGAAUGUGUGUUGCUGUAAAAAAGAAACUCCAGCUGUAUUACUGGAAAGAUAGAGAGUUCCACGAACUGCAGGGGGACUUCGGUGCUCCAGAUAUUCCAAAGUCCAUGGCUUGGUGUGAAAACUCCAUAUGUGUUGGUUUCAAAAGAGACUAUUACCUCAUUCGGAUGGAUGGCCGUGGCUCCAUCAAGGAGCUCUUCCCCACUGGGAAACAGUUGGAGCCUCUGGUUGCCCCACUUGCUGAUGGGAAGGUGGCGGUUGGUCAGGAUGACCUAACUGUAGUUCUGAAUGAAGAGGGCGUUUGCACUCAGAAGUGUGCCCUGAAUUGGACAGACAUCCCUAUAGCAAUGGAGCACCAGCCUCCAUACAUCAUAGCUGUUCUUCCUCGGUACGUGGAGAUCCGGACCUUCGAGCCAAGGCUGCUGGUGCAGAGUGUGGAGCUCCAGAGACCUCGCUUCAUCACUUCAGCAGGGGCAAAUAUUGUGUACGUUGCCAGCAACCACUUUGUGUGGCGCCUUGUGCCCGUGUCAAUAGCCAGCCAGAUCCGACAGCUUCUUCAGGACAAGCAGUUUGAACUGGCUCUUCAGCUUGCGAAGAUGAAGGAUGAUUCAGAUGGUGAUAAGAAGCAGCAGAUACAUCACAUCCAGAAUCUCUAUGCCUUCAAUCUGUUUUGCCAGAAGAGAUUUGAUGACUCCAUGCAGGUGUUUGCCAAACUCGGCACAGAUCCCACCCAUGUGAUUGGGCUGUACCCAGACCUGCUUCCAGCAGACUACCGCAAACAGCUGCACUAUCCCAACCCUCUGCCUACUCUGUCCGGGGCAGAGCUGGAGAAGGCUCAUCUUGCUCUCAUCGAUUACCUCACCCAGAAACGCAGCCACCUUGUGAAACAGCUGAAUGACUCUGACCCUUCUACAACAUCUCCACUCAUGGAGGGCACGCCCACUAUUAAAAGCCGCAAAAAACUCCUGCAGAUCAUUGAUACCACCCUGCUGAAAUGUUACCUACAUACCAACGUGGCCCUGGUGUCCCCCCUCCUUCGUCUGGAGAACAACCAUUGCCACAUCGAGGAGAGCGAGUACGUCCUGAAAAAGGCCCAUAAGUACAGCGAGCUCAUUAUCCUCUAUGAGAAGAAGGGCCUGCACCAGAAAGCUCUGCAGGUGCUGCUGGAACAGUCUACCAAGGCCAACUCUCCACUAAAGGGCCACGAGCGAACAGUGCAGUACCUCCAAAGACUGGGAGUCGAGAAUUUGGGAAUAAUCUUUGAGUUUUCUCCCUGGGUGUUGAAGAUCUGUUCUGAGGAUGGCCUGAAGAUUUUCACAGAGGACCUGACAGAAGUGGAAACUUUGCCCAGAGACAAGGUGCUGAACUUCCUGAAGGAGGGCUUUAAGGAGCUUGCCAUCCCAUAUUUGGAGCACAUUAUCUAUGUGUGGGACGAUAAAGGCCCGGAGUUUCACAAUGUGCUGAUCCAGCUCUACCUGGAGAGGGUUCAAGGCCUCAUGAAGCAGUACCUCAACUCACUGCCAGAAGGAGUUCCAGCUGUUGCUGCGGGGAAGGAGGAAGGUGAUCUGGGAGAGUUCAGGAACAAGCUGCUGUCUUUCCUGGAUAUUUCUACCAGCUAUGAGCCAGCCAGACUCAUCAGUGACUUCCCCUUUGAUGGCCUGCUGGAGGAACGGGCUCUGCUUCUGGGUCGCAUGGGUAAACACGAGCAGGCGCUCUUCAUCUAUGUGCACAUCCUGAAAGACACUCGCAUGGCUGAAGAAUACUGUCACCGGCAUUACGACAGUUUAGUUGAAGGGAAUAAAGAUGUUUAUCUGUCUCUGCUGCGAAUGUACCUGUCACCUCCUGACGUCCACUGCCUGGGGCCCAUCACGAUGGAGCUGUCGGAGCCUCAAGCCAACCUCCAGGCGGCCCUGCACGUCCUGGAACUGCACCACAGUAAACUCAACACCACCAAGGCCAUGAAUCUGCUCCCAGCAAACACCCAGAUCCGAGAGAUCCGGGUUUUCCUGGAGAGCGUGCUGGAGGAGAAGGCGCAGAGGAAACGUUGCAACCAGGUGCUGAAGAGUCUGCUGCAGGCUGAGUUCCUGAGGGUGCAGGAGGAGCGCAUUUUCCACCAGCAGGUUAAAUGUGUCAUUACAGAGGAGAAGACCUGCAGAGUCUGCAAGAAGAAAAUAGGAAACAGUGCAUUUGCCAGGUAUCCCAACGGCGUGGUGGUGCAUUAUUUCUGCUGCAAAGACCGCAACGUGUGUCCCACUGAGCAGUAAUGACUCCACCUGACAAUGACAUGACUGUUUACUAAUAAAUAACCCGCCCCACCCCACGGAUUUCAGUGCAUGGACAUCCUUGAACUGGAAAUGCAUCAGAAGGUUGGAAGUGAGUUGAGUUAAUUGCCAGGCUGUGGAAUUGGAUGCUUGUAUCCAAAGGACCUUACAGAACAAGUGCAGACAUUUUUUAACCUUAGUUACCUUGAGCACAAUUGUUGUCUUGCUCUACCCGCUGAGCAGAAUAGGACAUCCUCCUGAAAGCAAAGGCUUGCGACUUUCUUUCUCUUUGUGCAUGAAGUAUCAGGAGGAAUGUCCGGGGUCGCUCAACAGGAGGGGGAGAAAUAAAGAGAAAGAGGGAUGUAGACUCUGAAAUUUGAAAAGCAUGCAUCACUGUAACGCUAGAAGGAAUUCACAGCCCUACAUGUCGCCUCGGAAGAAAAUGGGCGCUAUUGACAGACGCCCAGAGGAAGUGGAGCUGUAACAACAGAAGUUAGUUCUCACCAGGAGAUGAUUACAAGCUUUAUGAUUUUAUCUUUUCUCUCUCUACCUGUCUCCCACCCCUCCUGUCACACUGUGUAGGCCUCAAACACUGCUUGUUAUGCCAUAUACACUGCAGGAGUACUGUUAAAUGCCUUUUGUGACUCUGAAGAUUGUACUUACAGUAUAGUCAGAUGUCUGUCUUUUUGUUAGCAUGUGCUGGUACUGACUAAGCAAAACAGCAUUCGUCUUACUGUGUGUUUGACGUUUUCGUAUUUUAUUUAAACAUUUGAUGCGGCUUCUCUAACUAACAGUAUUCAUUGCUAUGUUCUUUUCCUUAUUUACUGUCUUUAUACUUUGUGAAUGUUUGCUACCGCACACCAUCCUCUCUAUAAUGCAUUUUUUUUAAGUCAUCUGUCUUCUUUGUAUUCAUUUUUUGUUUCUUAUUUUAAAAGUUAAUGAAGUGGAACUCAUUUAAAGUGAGACUUUGCAGCUUUUGAGUUGAGAUUCUUUGCAAGUUUGCUGACAUUAGCUACCAUUAGCCACCAUAAGCAACUGGUCAUACCAGACCAAGUAAUGUCUUCUUCUUCUUCAAAAGUUAUAUAGUCUCGCUCUAAGACAGAUCACAAAAAUACAGCACUUUAAAAGUGGAUAGAUGUCCUGUUUAUUUAUUGUGAAAUCACACAUCUGCGUGAUAAGAACUGGAACUAAUGUCAAUUACUUGAACGGAUUGAUUGAUCUGUGCAUUUUAAUAGCAAUAUUGUUAUGAAAUGUGUCUGUGUACGGUCCACAUGGGAGGUAAUUCAAGAAGCAGUACUCCCCAGUUAAUUGAAAAUGAAAUAACAAAUGGAUGUUUAUUUUGAAUGAGUUCAGAUCCACAAUGUUAUUGCUCAGUUGACUUAAAUUACUUGUCUUUUGAACCACAAAGUCUAGGUUUGAAUUUUUAAAUGAACUUUACCAUAAGUUGUCACAUUACCUACAUCUCCGGCCCCUUUAAAUACCCGCUCCUUCUCCUCCUCCCCUUCUGCUCUUAAAGGUUUGCACACAUUCUCUGCUAAGACUGUUUCUGAUGUUUGUUUUUAGUGGGAGCAUUUGUACCGGGGUGUGUGUGUGUGUGUGUGUGUGUGUGUAUACUGUAUAAAGAGUGUUAAUGACUAAUUUCAAAUUGAAGUUAUUUGAUUCUGAGCAGCGACCCAUCUGUCUGUCUGGCUUUAAUCAUUAAUAAACAAGGAUUUCCACUCA